Messenger RNA from Symbiodinium sp. CCMP2592, 738 nucleotides. The record is from the annotation of a GenBank genome assembly. Lineage: Eukaryota; Dinophyceae; Suessiales; Symbiodiniaceae.
AUGAGCCGGCCUCCAGCAACAUCACGCAAGCUCAGGCGUGUGCUGGUGCUACUGGCGCUGUUCUUGACGUGUCAGCAAGCAACGCAGACGGCGCGGGCUUUGCUUGGAGCGGGGGCCGUGCCGUUUUCAAGGUCGGUUCCUGCAGGAAUAUGGGCACGCAGCUUGCUCGUUGCACGCAGGGCUGAGGCUGAUGGCACUUUGGAUGGUGGUGAGGCUGUCCCAUCACAGACCGCUGAAACGGUCGAAGAUGCCACGCAGGGGAUUACCGGGAAGAAGGCUUCCUCAGCAAAGUAUGAGGUGGAAGAGGUGGAAGAGGCGACGACCCAGGCCAAAGCAGGCUUCGAUCAGGCCCAGUGGCUGCAAAAAACAGCUGAGCAGAUCCGGCAGUUUGGCGUGGACGAGGUCAGUUCUUGGGUCCGGGCGGCCUUGGAAACGGAGAACUACGGCGACAAGGGGCAGAGCAUUGCCGAGAUUUUGAAGCAGAACGACGUGAGGGGCACCGCGCUCCUGGAGUUGACUGCGGAGAAGAUGCGAACGGUUGGCAUUCUCAUGGGCCCCGCUGAAGUCCUGGCCAAGCGCAUCGCUGCUGUUUCUGCCCCGCCGACGGCCGCAAGCGGAUUCCAGGUUGAAGCCGUUCCGACAGACAUUGCUUUGAUAGUGGAAGCAGCGGUGACGAGAGCAUUGGCUGCGGAUACCGGCCUGUCGAUCUCGAAGACCAAUCUGUGGAAUGGUCCGUGA